Molecule: messenger RNA, 1752 nt
Organism: Leishmania braziliensis MHOM/BR/75/M2904
Lineage: Eukaryota; Euglenozoa; Kinetoplastea; Trypanosomatida; Trypanosomatidae
Exons: 1
Coding region: 1-1752 (583 amino acids)
Biological process (GO): rRNA base methylation
Cellular component (GO): nucleolus
Molecular function (GO): methyltransferase activity
Source: RefSeq, a predicted model, not a curated record
AUGGACGUAUAUCGUCAGGCGGCUGAGAUUGUCGGCGUUGUGCGCGCAGGCAACGGCACAGCCAAGGCGCUCUGUCUGCGAAAGGCCAUGCAAAAGAAGAGGCAGACCUACGCUGUUGUGUGCGAGACGCUGCGCCACUACGAGCUGCUCGAGGACGUGCUGGAGGUGGCGGAGUUCUUCAAGUACUACCCGCAGGCGAACCACGAGUUUGCAAUGUGCAUGGCCUACGAUGUAGUGCUCGGAAAGGGAGUCAACACCCACAACGACAGCACCGCGCGUGCCAUAACACAGUCGGCCUCCUACUUGCGUGAGGCGUACUGGCAGGUGCACAAGCACCACAUCAUCCCGCCGCGCAGCAAUGAAAAGCUGGAAGAUGAGGUGGCGCCCGACACAAGCGGUGGCGCGAGAAGGAAGAUAGGCCCUGGCGACGGUGCGUUCUCAUCCCACUCGCUGCAGCUGCCUCGCUACGCGCGUGUGAACACUCUCAAAAUCUCGGUGGAGGAACUGGUGAGUCGACUGCGCCGCUCCUCAGAGGCGCGAAAGCGCGCCCGCGAUGCCGCGGACGGCGACGGAAACACCGCUGUCCGUUCUCACUCCCAGCAGCAGGACAGCGACAAGCGUACUACACGUCGCGCAUCGUUGCGGUUGCACCUCCCGCUGCCGGAGUUCACGCAAGACCCUAUUGUGCCGGAUCUGCUGGUUUUUCCACCUGGCACGGAUCUGCACGCGCACCCAGCGGUGCGAAGUGGUCAGCUCAUUCUGCAGGAUCGCGCUUCGUGCCUCCCUGCGGCGGUGCUGCUCGACGCCGUCCCUGUCGAGAUAAUUGGAGAGAAUAAGGCCAGCAGCAGCAGCAGUGGUGGUGGUGGAAAGACGAAGAGGCAUGGUAAGGCGCUGGUGAAGGCGGAGUUGGAGGAUAAUAAGACGGCGACGGCGGCACGCAAACAGCUGGAGUAUGUUGUGGACGCCUGCGCUGCACCAGGUAACAAAACAACGCAGCUCGCUGCGCUCGGUGCACCACAUCUCAAGAUCAUGGCGACCGAGCGUGAUGAGCGGCGUGCAGAGCUGCUGUCGAAGCGGGUGACAUCGCUCGGCGCGGCGGACUACGUUAAUGUUGUGAAUAUGGACUUCUUCCAACUCUCUUCCGACGACCGUGCUGCGACAGAGGGCAUCCUGCUCGACCCCAGCUGCAGCGCCAGCGGUGUCAUGACGCGCGUUGAUGUGGCCCUUCAGCACCACCACGUGCAGCAACAGCAGCAGGGCAAGGGGCAGCCGGCUGACAGAGCGGUUUCCUCUCGCCAGGGAGGUCGGUGUGGUGGGCAUCCCAAGAAUGCGGCAGCGGGGGAAGGACAGCUGGACGGCGACACCGAAGAGGCCAUCACUAGCGGCGCCAUCAACCCCGACGCUCAGGGCAACGACUUCUCAAUGAAGGAGGAGCGGGUCGAGAAGCUGGCUCGGCUGCAGCGCAAGCUCCUGGCGCAUUCCCUUCUUUCCUUUGACAACUGCCGCACCGUCGUCUACUCCACCUGCUCUGUGCACGAGGAGGAGAACGAGGAGGUGGUGCGGCAGGUGCUGGAUGAUGAGCGAGUGAAGGCGCGUGGAUGGCGACUGAGCAACAUUAUGCCCGAUACGUGGAAGACACGUGGUGUGGAGAGGGAGGACGAGGCGCACCCACUGCACUUCACCAUCCGGUGCGAUCCGGCAACGGACGCGACGAACGGCUUCUACGUUGCCCGCUUUGACCGCGUGUGCUAA